Molecule: messenger RNA, 3329 nt
Organism: Silurus meridionalis
Lineage: Eukaryota; Metazoa; Chordata; Actinopteri; Siluriformes; Siluridae
Gene: mgrn1b
Product: mahogunin, ring finger 1b
Exons: 17
Coding region: 421-1983 (520 amino acids)
Biological process (GO): protein ubiquitination; endosome to lysosome transport; negative regulation of G protein-coupled receptor signaling pathway
Cellular component (GO): cytoplasm; plasma membrane; nucleus
Molecular function (GO): ubiquitin protein ligase activity
Source: RefSeq, a predicted model, not a curated record
CGGCCAAUCAGAUUCACGUUUGUAUCCAGCGACCACGUCUGGGUUUGUUGUUGUAGCAUGUAGGCGCUUUAGAUGAUCUAAAAUGAUCAAAAUAACCGACAAACUUUGUUUACAACAUUAACGACACUUUUUGGGGGGCUUAAAAAAAAUCCUAUAUUACAGGUAGGUAAGGGAGAUCUAUCGGAAAGCUACCCGGCACUAAUUACAUUAUCUAGGGACAUUUUAGUUUUAGCUUAGCCGGAGUGUUGUUUACCGUCGAGUUAAAUACCCAUCGCGGGUAGGACAGGGUGGACCAAGUCUAUUUAUCUGUACAGGGUGUUUUAGAAACUAGUUUAUAAGAUUAUUGGGCCCGUUAUUGUGGGAGAAUAAAAACAGAAGUAUCUUUUAGCCUGCUAGCUAGAAUCAUCACAGCGCUGAAUCAUGGGCUCGGUACUCGGCCGAAGGAUCGCCGGGGUGGAAGAUAUCGAUAUCCAGGCGAAUUCCGCCUACAGAUUUCCUCCUAAAUCUGGGAACUACUUUGCUAGUCACUUCUUCAUGGGAGGGGAGAAGUUUGAUACCCCUCACCCUGAAGGUUACCUUUUCGGUGAGAAUAUGGAUCUCAAUUUCCUAGGCAACCGUCCUGUGCAGUUUCCGUACGUGACCCCGGCACCGCACGAGCCCGUGAAGACUCUGAGAAGCCUCGUGAACAUCAGGAAGGACUCCUUGCGCCUCGUCAGAUAUAAAGAUGAUGGCGAUACACCCACUGAGGAAGGAGACAAACCCAAGUCUUUAUACGGAGUGGAGUUUACUUUUGACUCGGAUGCCCGAGUAGCCAUGACUAUCUACUGCCAGGCGUUUGAGGAAUUCUCCAACGGAAUGGCCGUUUAUAAUCCCAAGAGUCCCGCUAUGGUGUCUGAGACGGUGCACUACAAGCGAGGAGUGAGCCAGCAGUUCUCCUUACCCUCCUUCAAGAUCAAUUUUUCUGAAUGGAAGGAGGAAGAUCUAAACUUUGAUCUGGACAGAGGUGUUUUCCCCAUGGUCAUCCAGGCCGUAGUGGACGAAGGAGACGAUUGUUUGGGACACGCACACGUGCUGUUGGCUGCCUUCGAGAGACAUGUUGAUGGCAGCUUCUCGGUGAAGCCUUUAAAGCAGAAACAAAUUGUGGAUCGGGUCAGUUAUCUGCUCCAGGAGAUUUACGGCAUUGAAAAUAAGAACAACCAAGAGACAAAGCCAUCGGAUGAUGAGAACAGUGACAACAGUAACGAGUGUGUGGUGUGUCUGUCGGACCUGCGGGACACACUCAUCCUGCCCUGUAGACACCUGUGUCUUUGUAACUCAUGCGCAGAUACACUGCGCUACCAGGCGAACAACUGCCCCAUCUGCAGACUACCAUUUCGUGCCCUGCUGCAGAUUAGAGCAGUGAGGAAAAAGCCCGGGGCGCUUUCUCCUGUCUCUUUCAGCCCUGUUCUCGCUCAGAGCAUGGACCAUGACGAGCACUCUAGCUCAGACUCGGUUCCUCCAGGCUUUGAACCCAUUUCCCUUUUGGAGGCUCUCAAUGGCCUCACAGCCAUGUCCCCUGGUGUGCCAUCAGCCCCGCUGUACGACGAAAUCAACUUUUCCGGCAGCCUGAGUGGAGACAGCAGGCAGCUGAGCUCUCCUGAACACUCUGGAGAAAGCAGCCUUCAAAAGAGCAAAGUUAGCAAGUCACCAGACAGCACGCUCCGCUCACCUUCAUCACCUAUUCAGGAGGAAGACGAGGAGAAGCUGUCGGAGAUGUCUGACGCACAGGCCCACACCAUGCUGUCAAGCAGUCCAGCUCCGACUGAGGGCACCGGUGCAGAGGAUGCUCCUGAUUCCCUUUCUCCAGAAGAUGAGGACAGGGUGAAUUCUGAAGGAGAGAUGAUGAUGACCGAUUGCAUCAGCGAGCGCAGCAGCCUGACCAAAGCCGAGAGCGACCCACCCGCUCUGGGUCCUGAUUCCUGCUCUAUCGGUAUGGAAGAGUAACUCUGGUUUGUCGGGCUCCAUGGAGAGUUUGAUCACUCGGAGCACAAGCUGCUCUAGCCAGCCGCUGCUCUGUCCCAUGAGCACUUUGCACAUGGAGGACGACUAAAUGGACCUUCAUCCUUUUCUCUUCUCCUGACUUUGCCUAAUCCUUCAAUUCUCCAGUCCUAUUCAUUCAACCAUCAGCAGCUAACCGGUUUCUACAUGCUUUUUUUUGUGUGCAUUUCUGUUGUUUUAUCUGUUCCGUAGCGCGUUUUUAUUUAUUUUAGCGUAAAACGACGGUCAGAAAAUAGGAUUUGUUCUCUUUGAUCUUAACGUGGAAGAGGCAUUAGUGAAGAGUAUUACUACAGAUUCAUCACUAACCGGAUACAGUUCACGUUGAAAGCACAAUUUUGCAACUUAUAGUAUAAUUAUUAUUCAAUACUAUGUUUUCUUUUUUCAUAUUUUCUUCCAUUCAUAUUUUAACGACUAAAUGAAAGCAGUGUUGAAUGAGAUAGAGAUAUUAAAGAUAUUAAAUAUUACACAUCUGUAAACUAAGCGAAUUUGAUAUGAAGACGUGUUUUAUAAGUCCUAAAGCGCAAUCACUUUUUUUUUUCUCUCACAUUUUUCUGAGUGAUGGAGGGACCCUUACCUUCUUUGGAAGACGUGCGUACGCGGAAGAUCUGCUUUAUUUUUUAGCAGUUUUAUGACCAAAUAUAUCGCUCCAAGUGCAUUCACAUCUUUCCCUCGGGCCAUAGUCUGUCGAACGAACUCGAGACACUACGUUUUUUUUUUUUUAUUAUCCAUGAAUGAAGUCAUUCCUCGAACAUAUGUUCUCGUGAAGGAGAAACGCGGCUCAUCACAUGUAAGCUGUAUUCAUUCCGCAUCCUGAAUCCGAACCCACCACAAUGUGCAGUGUCAUGCAGCUGCUUUGUAAAUGCAGCAUUGUGCAGAGAGGCAUAUGUGCCUUUAAAAACCACAUCUGGCUACUUUGUGCUUUGAGCUGUUCAGGGCUUGUGAUUAAAGAACACAUUCGGAGGCUUGAGAAGUGUGUAUUCUUUCAGCUUUCCGCAUACAAGCGUGCGGCGAAGUGGCUGGUGUUAACGUUUCUUGGAUACUAUGCGAAUAUUUCUAAAAUGGUUUACCAGUGUUUUAUGACUAAAGCCACAAUAUUACAUUAUAUAAUAUUACAUUACAUAUUAAUUGUGUGUGCACAUGUGACAGCUAUCGAGUGCGAUCUGACUAGAUUUAUAAUGACUACAUUGCUAAUCGCUCUGUUAAUAAAGUGCAUAUGCAAUAUGAUAAGUGGCUUUACAUGAAGAUCAGACGACGCUCUGCAUGAUGUGUAAAUAAAGAUGAUCUAUUUAACA